Molecule: messenger RNA, 1825 nt
Organism: Labrus bergylta (ballan wrasse)
Lineage: Eukaryota; Metazoa; Chordata; Actinopteri; Labriformes; Labridae
Cellular component (GO): nucleoplasm; cytoplasmic stress granule
Molecular function (GO): RNA binding
Source: RefSeq, a predicted model, not a curated record
UGUUCCACCCACAUUCUCGUGUCGCUUCCGGGUGGCCACACAAGACUCCUCCAGCGAGCCGACGUUACCUCUCCGCUGUAAACAAAAGUUACUAAACGGUUCGCUUCAACGACGCAUCCAACGAUAAGACAUGCAUAUCAAAACCGGUACAUGGGAAGCGAGUAACACUGUGUGUGAGUCCGAUACCCUGUGUGACCCAGCAGUCCUCGUUUCAGCCACCAACUCCGAGCCACACAUUCGCAACCGACGUCUUUCUCCCGGCUCAGGAAACUGUGGUGGAGGAGGGGGUGGAGGCUGCAUCGCUGGUGUUGACCAACAGCCCCGUCAACUUUCACCUGAAGGCGACAUUAUCGCACCUGGUCACACACACGCCUUCAGCUACCGCAGGGAAAAAGAACGCAAGGGCCAUCAGCACAAAGGCCGCAGCCUUCGCAGGGAGAGUCAGAAGGGGGUCGGCCGUCCACAAAAGGUUAACCCAAAGGAAAGGUGGGUGGAGGACAGUCUAUCUCUGCUUAAGCCCCCACCGGCAUUCCCGGUGCAGGACAGUCCCGCCAAGCUGCAGCCUGCCGUCAGCUACGCCUCCAAGGUGAAGGCAGGGGCAGCAACCGGAGCGCUGGAGGAGGACCGCCCUGCCAUCGGUGUUCUGCUACAGAACCAGUGGGGUCUCAGUUUCAUCAGUGAGGCGAGGCCAGUCUCGGAGGGCUCUGGCACUCACCCUACUGCCAGUCCCCUCCCCUCUCAGCCUACAGACGCUGAACAAACGCCAGGCGAGACAGUUAUCACCUUCCAGCCUCCAGAAGAAACACCUACCCCUGUCACUACCUCCGUCAGCCCCGCCACACGCUCAGAACUGGAUGAGAGUAAUGGCAAGCUGCUCCUUAGUUGUCGCCAUCUAGUGGAGGCUUUGAAUUAUCACAGUAGAGAGUGGAAUGCUCUCAGUAACAGACAGACAAAAGUUCCAAAAAAAGUGGUCUGGUACAAGGACACCCAGGAAAACCCAGCCUAGCAGUGUGAGAAACCCAAAGCAUUCAUAAACAUAGACACAACACAUACCUACAUGCACAUAAAAAAAAAAAAAACAUGUAAAAGUGGACAACUUUGUGUCCCGUUCACACACUGCACUCAGGAUGAUGUCUUCACGCAAAGCCACACUGAGACACUUUGGACUAACUCCUUUGAGAUCUUACAGCAAUGAACUUUUUUAACGCCUUACAGAAAGCCUGCCUUAAUUAAUCAAACCUGUUGUCAUCGCCUCACAUUACCAUUUUAGCUUGUAUAUGUAGAGCUGGUCUUUUUUCUUUUCUUUAAAAAAAAAAAAAAAACAAUCUCUGAGCUGUAAUUUAAUUUCCCUUUGCUGCAGUUUUAUCAAACUUUUUGUGUCCUCUGUAAAGCGAGCGGUCAAUCAAGCACUUUGUUGAAAAAGAAUCUGUUGUGACCAAGCCCUGUGUGCAAGAAACCCUCACCAGAGAAUAUUUUUUCCCCCUUCAUUAGGAUCAGCGUCUGUGAUGUACCUGCUUGAGUUUUUAUGGUAAAUGAAUGCAGAGGACGUGUGUAUCCGUGUCUUCAGUUUACAAAGGGGUGUAGUCAAAGGCACAGUAGAGUUCACCCUUUAUUUACCUGUCAGAUCUUAAUGCUGUGUUCCUUUUUUCUUUGUUUUUAUUUUGUUCCCUAAUUGGGUGAAUGUUUCUCAUGAAUCCAUAAGGGAUCUCACCGUGUUCAGUAUGAUGAUUUUUUUUGAAAAGAUAUAUUGAAUAAAAAAUUUACACUGGAGAAAGAGGAGGAAUGUAAGUGAACAGUAUUGCUUAAUAAAAUUUAAUAAACUUGU